AUGUCCUCUUCCUCUAACCAGGCUACUCGACAAAGACGCAUUGCAGUGCUUGGCGCACGAGCCGUUGGCAAAUCCUCACUGGUCAUUCAAUUCUGCGAGAAUCACUUUGUCGACAGCUAUUAUCCAACUAUUGAAAACACCUUCACAAAGAGCAUCAAGUAUAGAGGACAAGAAUAUGUUGUGGAGAUCAUGGAUACAGCAGGCCAGGAUGAAUACUCGAUUUUGUCCCAGCAUCAUGCUUCCAGUGUACACGGCUAUGUACUAGUUUACUCGAUCGCUUCUCGUUCCAGCCUUGAUAUGAUCCAAGUCAUUCGUGAUAAGAUUCUUGAUUUCACUGGUCUUGACAACGUUCCAUGUGUGAUUGUCGGCAACAAGAGUGAUUUGAAUAUCCAAAGACAAAUUACGCAACAAGAAGGCAAAGAGAUGGCAGAAAAGUGGUCAUGUCCAACCAUUGAAACAUCGGCCAAACAUAACGAGAAUGUUGCCAAGAUCUUUGACCUGCUGAUUGCAGAGAUUGAAAAGGCCAAUAAUCCACCCUCGGAGGAAAAGAACGGCUGUGUCAUCUCCUAA
Molecule: messenger RNA, 570 nt
Organism: Lichtheimia ornata
Lineage: Eukaryota; Fungi; Mucoromycota; Mucoromycetes; Mucorales; Lichtheimiaceae
Exons: 6
Coding region: 1-570 (189 amino acids)
Biological process (GO): small GTPase-mediated signal transduction
Cellular component (GO): plasma membrane
Molecular function (GO): GTP binding; GDP binding; GTPase activity
Source: RefSeq, a predicted model, not a curated record